CUUAUCUAUGUAUCUACUUCUCCUUUUCUUUAUCUCAUUACCAAGUUUAUGUAUGUAUCUACUUAUCCCUUUCUUUACAUCCUUAUGUAUCUAUACAGUGGCAUACCUAGGGUAUGGCUGGUAGGGCAGAUGCCCUGGUCAUUGCUCCAGGUGGGUGCCACAGGUGAGAUGGGACUCAUGGCCUUUGAAACCGGCAGUACUUUAAGUGCAAGUCAAAUGUGCCAGAGGUUUCUGUGUAAACAUUCUGAUCUUCUAUCAAACCGAAACUUUCAAGCUGAAAUGGAUGAACUAUACAAAUGUCCAUGCACGCUUGAUCGGCUGGGUUUGCAGUGGGAGCUGGUCAAAGAAGACAAGGAGACACAAUGUUAUGCAAUCAGUGCAGUAGCCAAGAAAAGACUGUUACAGACCAACCAGAGAAACAGGCUGUGUUGCUACUCACGGGAAACUCCAAAGAGCAACAGCUGGAAAGACUGGUUUCAAUCUUGGCAGGCUGGCUCCUUCACUGGAACUGGGCAGUUGCUCAUUAGUGACCCCUGGAAAUUGUCGUCCUCAUUCAGCAACCCAAGGGCUUAUGAAGAUGCUCAGGAAAACAUGCAAGCUCGCACCUGGUGCUGUGGGAAAUCCCCAUUUAAGUUCUGCCAGAGAUUUUACACAAUCUUUGGGGACCUUCAGUGCACACCAUAUCCAAGCUUUGUUCCUGCAUCCGCCCUGGGUGACCCUACCAUAGUGACCCUGGACAAUUUCAGUUAUCUAAUGAAUGGUUGGGGAGAGUAUAUUCUGAUGGAUGUUCAGAGCGAGGAGUUUACCCUUCAGGUAGGACACAUUCCUGUUUUGUUUACCCUUCAGGUAGGACACAUUCCUGUUUUGUUUACCCUUCAGGUAGGACACAUUCCUGUUUUGUUUACCCUUCAGGUAGGACACAUUCCUGUUUUGUUUAUCUCUUCUUACAUUGACAAUCAGAUUAUUUAUCUUUUGUUACGAUUUUAUUUUGUACAUCUUUCAAUGGCCAUUUUAGUAAAUGGAAUGGAUUUCACCAAUAGAUUCUACGAUGAUCCAAGAUUUGGGUGGUCAACAGAAGACAUCAGUGUUGUCAAGAGAACUGAGAGUGGCAAGGUCAUAGUUGCAGCAACAUUUCCAUGUGGUGUAUCCAUCAAAGUUCACGUGGGUGUGAACAGUCUUGAGAUUGAUUUAGAGGUCGAUGUUUCACUCCGAAGUCAAACAAAAGGUCUUCUAGGCAACUUUAACGGAAAUUCUCAAGAUGAUUUCUUGUUGCCAAAUGGUACAGUGCUUUCUCCAGCCUUAAUGGAGAGACAGAUCUUGUCUGAUUUUGCUUCACGCUACCUGGUGACCGAAGCCACAUCAGUAUUUAUAUACAACAAAAGGGAGAGCACUAAGAACUAUCAGCAUCCAGAGUUUCUCCCACAGUUUGUCGAUGAAACUAAUCCAAGUCUAUUGGCAGAUGCGAAGAAACUUUGUGGUGACAAUAAUAGAGCCUGCAUAUAUGACUAUAUUGCUACAGGCAGCACUAAUUUUGCACAAAACACUAAAGAUGGAAAGGAAGCCAGCGACUUUAAAGCAAACAGUCACAACAAUACUGCACCCACAGUGUCAAUCCGCAGCAACAUCAUGAUCAUUAACAACCGCUGGCUGGUGUACGAGGGUCAACAAAAUUCUCUCACGGUAGAAGCAUAUGAUAGUGAUGGUGAUGAAGUCACUUAUGAGCUGACUAAGGAUGUCGCUGAAGUCGUGCUGUACCAGAAUGGAACUCUUGUCUACACAUCACAUCUUCAAGCCAAAUUUAGUCUUGGAAUUCGGGCUAGGGAUUCUAAAGGUGCCUACUCCCCCAUUGUGAGAAUUGCCAUAGCUGUGUGUCCAGUCUGUAGUCAACAUGGGACCUGUAGCACCACCGACACUCAGGCUGAGUUCCUGGAGGGACAGUUUCAGAUACUUAGCUGCAGCUGUUACCCUGCCUACACAGGUGCCCAGUGUGAGUCUGAGCUGGAUGCCUGUAAGUUAUCUCCCUGCCUAGAGGGACAGAACUGCACUGACCUGACAGCCGCCGAGCAGGGAAACAACUCUUUGGGCUACAUUUGUGGGCCUUGUCCUGCAGGAACUACAGAUGUCGAUGGGUCAUGUGAAGAUAUAAAUGAAUGCCUGGACAGCACAAUAUGUGAGCAAGAUUGUCUGAACACGUACAGGUCAUACAGGUGUUCCUGUUGGCCAGGGUUUAGAAUCAGCCAGACAGCCAGCCAAGCUUGUAUUGACAUUAAUGAAUGCGAAGAGAGAACCUCCAGCUGUACACAAGUUUGCAUCAACACAGAGGGAAACUACACAUGUUCAUGUCAAGAGGGAUACACACUUGGUUCUGAUGGGAAAUCAUGCAUCAUUG
Messenger RNA from Candidula unifasciata, 2389 nucleotides. Lineage: Eukaryota; Metazoa; Mollusca; Gastropoda; Stylommatophora; Geomitridae. The record is from the annotation of a GenBank genome assembly.